CAAUGUUAACAGUGGCAAUUUUACCCAAUUUUAUUAAUGAACAAAAAAUCUAUUCAUAUUGUUUUCUAGCUGAAUAAUUCAUUAUCACAUAUCUUGAUUAUGAAUAUGGAAUCUAUCAUAAUUUAAUUAUAUUUUUAAGCUUUUACAUAUUUGAUUCAUAAAAUAAAAAGUAUAAAGAUUAAUUAUUUUAUUAGCACAAAAUAAUUGACACUUUUAUAUAUUCCAUUAUUGAUAUAUGCAUUUGAAACCUAAACAGAAAUUUAUAUUUAUACAUAUAUUGUGAUUUGUUUAGUAUAUUUAGCAUUAUUGAUAAUUGAAUAAGAAAAAUAGGUGAUUUAUUUAAGAUACAUAUUAGUUGUUGUUGGGUUAUUGAUAACAGAGAAGUGGUAAAUGAAUAAAAUAAUUAGGUAUUACAAAGUUUUAUUGAUGAUAUUUUUGAUUGAUAGUGAAAUUAAUUUCAACGUAAAACUUUAUGUGUAAGCAUUUGCAGGAAAAUAAAUAUUUGAUUUAUUUGUAUCUUACUCUCCUCUGCUAUCACAUCAAUUAUUUCAAUAUAAAUAUGGUCUUAACAAUUUUAGUUUGACAGUUUGUCUUUUGAGUAUGAUAACAUUGAUAAUAACAUAACAUAUCCAUUAGUAGAAUUUAAUAUUCUCUCGUCUCUUAUAGAUAUAUGUAAAGAUUAAAUAAAUAUAAUAAAGCUUCUGUCUUUACCUAUAUGGCCAAUCCUAUACUAUUAUGAUAGAUCAACAGAUAAUUUAGUAGUGGCAUUAAUAAAUAUUAUUCAAAUAUUGAUAUAAUUUUAAAAAUAGGAAUGA
Paramecium sonneborni is the source of this 815-nucleotide messenger RNA. Lineage: Eukaryota; Ciliophora; Oligohymenophorea; Peniculida; Parameciidae. The record is from the annotation of a GenBank genome assembly.